GAUUCAUUUUGUCAUAUGUUAAUCUCAUUUACUUUGUUAAAGGUCUCAAGAUUCUGCCCUCCAAGAAAGUCUUGCCAUGAUUGGAUAGGACCCCCAGAUAAACAUUCAAACCUUCGGCCCGUUCACUUUUACAUACCUGAAGAUGAAUCACCAUUGGAGCAAAAGCUUAGAAAAUUAAGACAAGAAACACAAGAAUGGAAUCAACAGUUCUGGGCAAACCAGAAUUUGACUUUUAGAAAGGAAAAAGAAGAAUUUAUUCACUCAAGACUAAAAACUAAAGGCCUGGCCCUGAGAACCGAAUCUGAGGAAAGGGCUGGGAGCUCGAGGCACCCCCAUGUCAGGACCUCUGUUCCUGUUUGCUGGCUGCUGCCCGGGCCCUGGAGAGGUGGGCUCCUGCAGGGCAGAGCUGGAGCAGGCGCUGCAUCCCUCCCCUGUGGGCUGGAGCAGCAGCAGCAGCUAAGCCACCAGGUGGCCUGCUCUCCCCUGGAGGUGGAGGUGGCGCCUGCAGGGGGAGAGCUGCCCCUGGGCGAGGGCACCAAGCCCCAUUUCCUGCUGCCAUGUCACCUGUGCAUCCUGUUUCUCUACAGAGACUGGUACAAGCGCAACUUCGCCAUCACUUUCUGCAUGGGAAAAGUGGCUCUGGAAAGGAUUUGGAACAAGCUCAAAUGGAAGCAAAAGAAGAUGAGCAACUAGGAGUCCCCCAUGACACAGCCAGAGUCCAGGUUUCCAUGGGAAGCAGAUGGUUAGAGGAGCUCCUUUCACAGGGGCUCUGAGAAAAACUGAAGUGAUCCCAGGAAGCCCACCUCUUCCUAAGGGGGCCGUGGCCUAUCUGGGGACAGGGUGGGUCUCGCUGAUGUGGGCUCUAGGCCAGCUUGUUGUCACGGACAUGGCAUUAAGGCCCAAGCACUGGGUGCCCAUUUUCUGUGUUUCGAAUUACACCAAUUCAAAACAGA
Sapajus apella (tufted capuchin) is the source of this 953-nucleotide messenger RNA. RefSeq lists its product as uncharacterized. Gene Ontology annotation, cellular component: mitochondrion. The record is from RefSeq and is a predicted model, not a curated record. The coding region runs from base 16 to 693 and encodes 225 amino acids. The transcript is spliced from 5 exons. Gene Ontology annotation, biological process: intrinsic apoptotic signaling pathway. Lineage: Eukaryota; Metazoa; Chordata; Mammalia; Primates; Cebidae.